Messenger RNA from Erigeron canadensis, 1592 nucleotides. Its product is annotated as hyoscyamine 6-dioxygenase-like. The record is from RefSeq and is a predicted model, not a curated record. The transcript has 4 exons. The coding region runs from base 295 to 1326 and encodes 343 amino acids. Lineage: Eukaryota; Viridiplantae; Streptophyta; Magnoliopsida; Asterales; Asteraceae.
AAAGUAGUUCGUCUUGUCCCUUCUUUACCAAAAUAUCAAACAACACCAGCUCUAUUUUUCAGCCUCACAAUCAAUGACCAUUAUCCCUAACCUCCAAAACCUGCAACAACAAAAGAAGCAGUAGCGAAAUCCCGACGGUGUGAAGGCUGGACUUUGACACGUAAGAACUGAUUGACCAUCCAGUUGGUCAAUAUGGCCCUGAAAUGUAAUCAAAGCCCAAAUAAGUUGGCGAAUUGUCGAAUGUGGUAAAGCGUGGCAUUCAGUAAGCGGUAAUCCAUAAAUAUAAUAUACGCCAUGAACAAACUCCUUUCGAGUCGGUCUUCAUCCAUUCGGUCCAUGCCCGAAAAUUACAUCUUUCCUGUCGAUUCAAGACCUGGAGAAGAGACGAUACCUUUUUGCGACGCUCUUCCCGUGAUCAACUUACUUUCGUGUGAUCGCGAUAAUGCAGUUCAACAAGUUCUCGAAGCAUGCCAAGAGUUUGGAAUCUUUCAGUUGAUUAACCACGGAGUUGACGAGGAUCUAGUGAGCGACACAAUGAGGGUGGUCAAGGAGUUCUUUAACAUGCCAGAAAAGGAUAAGGAAGAAUAUUACUCCGAAGAUCCAAAUAAAAAGUGCAGGCUCUUCACUGGUGGUUAUGACUACAAAAAUGAAAAUACUCAUUUGUGGCGAGACACCCUACGACACCCAUGUAUUCCUUUAGAUGAAUGUGUUCCCUUGUGGCCUGGAAACCCCACGAGAUAUCGAGAUGUAGUUAGGAAAUAUGCUCUUGAAAUGGGAAAAUUGUCAUCAAAAAUACUAGAGCUACUAUCUGAAGGACUUGGGCUUGGAUCUGGAUAUUUUGGAGAAGAUUUAGCUGGUGUUCAGAACUUUUCGGCACAUCAUUACCCACCAUGUCCUGACCCAAGUUUGGCUUUGGGCUUUCCUACACAUUGUGACGUUAAUCUCAUAAGUUUCAUUCUUCAAGAUGAAACAUAUGGGCUUCAAGUGUUCAGAAAUGAAAAGUGGAUGGGUGUUCGGCCCAUUCCGAAUGCCUUUCUUGUCAUUGUUGGGCUCCAAGCUAAGAUUAUUAGUAAUGGGAAAUUAGCAAGUCCACCACAUAGAGCGAUAACAAAUUCGUCUCAGCAACGGACAUCAAUUAUAUCUCCCAUAUUCCCAAAGCCAGACAGCAUCAUAGAACCCGCUAAAGCUCUCAUCAAUGACUCUAAUCAGCCAAUUUAUCGAGCUUUUGAGUAUAACGAGUUCUUCAGGACCUAUUAUGAAAAGAAAGAUUUCAGUGAAGGAGCGUUGGAAGAUUUCAAGGUCAAAUCUGUGCACCUUACACUCUAGUGAUGUACUCAGGCAAUGCCGCUGAACCCAGGUUUGUCGUUCAAAGGAAAUUUAUGAUUAUAGAAGUUUUAGAAUAUAUAUGAUGUAAAAUGUUAAUAUUCCGUGAAAAGUUAAUAGGCACUUCAAUAGAUACACGUAAUUGAUCAGAUGAACGCGCAUUGUUCUGUUGAGCCUAUUGGCAGAACUAUCACAGAAGUUCAUCUGCGGAGUUUGUAUAAAUGCGUGGCUGAACGUUAUAUAUAGUUCUUAAAUGUGUUGUUUUAUCA